GUUUGCUGAUGAUGGAGCUGGAGCUGGAGGAGCAGCAGCAGUUGCAGAUCAGAUGCCUCCUCCUGACCAUCUUUGCUGCCAGUAUUGGUGGUACUUUCCAGUAUGGAUAUAACCUGUCAAUCAUCAAUGCACCGACAAUCUUCAUCCAAAAUUUUAUCAAUGAGACUUGGAUUGAGCGCCACAGCACUCAGCUGGAGAAUCAGGUCAUCACACUGCUCUGGACCUUUAUUGUGGCGAGCUAUUCUGUUGGAGGAUUGGUCGGGGCACUUAUUGCUGGACCUAUGGCUAUAAGGUUUGGAAGGAGAAAUUUGCUGCUGCUAAGCAAUGCUUUCAUCCUGGUUGGUGCUUUGUUAAUGGGGUUAAGCAAAACACUCAAAUCCUUUGAGAUGAUUUUAAUUGGGAGACUCUUUACUGGAAUAAAUGCAGGUGUGGGAAUGAACAUUAACCCCAUGUAUCUUGGUGAGAGUGCACCAAAGGAAAUCCGGGGCAUGGUGGCCUUGUCAUUUGCUCCAUUCACUGCAGCUGGGAUAGUGCUGGGACAAACCAUCGGACUUGAAGAGAUUUUGGGCACUGAAGAAUUGUGGCCGCUACUGCUGGCAUCUUGUGCAGUGCCAUCUCUGAUUCAACUCCUCACUCUGCCAUGGUGCCCAGAGAGCCCCAGGUAUCUGCUGAUUGACAGGGAGAAUCAGAACAAGUGCAUGAAAGCCUUGAAGAGAUUACGUGGCGAUGUUGACUUAACGACAGAAAUGGAUGAACUUCUGGAGGAGCAAACUGCACUCAAAGGUCAAAGUGCAAAAAGACUGUGGGAUUUGUUCCAAGACCGCUCUGUUCGUUGGCAGUUAAUCAUCACCUUGGUGCUGGGUAGUGCCAUACAGUUAAGUGGGAACGAUGCUAUGUAUUUCUACGCUGUGUAUGUGUUUAGUGCUGCAGGAAUUCCCAAUGAAAAGAUCCAGUAUGUCACAAUUGGAACUGGGUGCUGUGAAUUCAUCACUGCAGUAACAAGUAACCUGUUUAUUGAUCGGAUUGGUCGCAGAAUGCUUCUUAUGGGAGGUUACAGUUUGAUGGUUGGCUGUGGGAUAUUGUUCACCAUCUCACUCACUCUCCAGGACAAGGUCAGCUGGAUGCCAUACCUGAGCAUGAUUUGCAUCUUUGCUUCCAUCUUAAGUUUUGGGAUUGGACCAGCUGGAGUGACCGGAGUCAUACCAAUGGAGAUCUUUGACCAAACUGCAAGGCCUGCAGCCUACAUGAUCAAUGGCUCCCUGCUCUGGAUAAACCUUAUAGUUAUUGGGAUGACUUUCCCAUUUAUCGUUGAGGGACUGGGCAGUUUCUGCUACGUGCCAUUCAUUUGCAUGAGCUUCCUCACUGCCUUGUUCAUCGGAAUCUUCCUGCCAGAAACUAAAGGAAAGACCUUUCUGGAAAUUUCUGAGGAGUUCUACAGGCGUAACUUCAAGGAGCCUGUGAGGGGAAGUUGUGACUUCUGAAAAUAUUGUAAUUGUAUACAAUGCAUGUGUUUGCACGAUUUCACUUGUGAUAUCGAGCUAUCCUAUUUAUCGUCCAUUUCACUGGGUUCAGAAUUUAGGGAAGGUGUGGGUUUAUAAUUGCAUCUUCAUGCUAAUACUCAACCUUUGUUUCCUAUCCUCUCCCUCAGACCCUUGGGAGAGAAGCUUAGCAUCCUCAUGCCCAAAACAAAAAUGAAAUCAGCCUGUUGGGUUGAACGGGUUGAUUAAAUAUGUCAAAAUCAGAUUACCGACCCAUUCUGCCCAUUUCUAGCUUUAACUGAGGCAUGAUGUGAGUAGGAGAUUAGUUUGUUUCUCAAAGAGGGUUUAAUAUUAUAAAUAUAACAAUUCAGCCAUGAGCUGUAUUCUCUCAGCUUCUUGAAUGUGACUGUUCUCAACCAAACAAGGUGUGUGACUUUUUACCUACUUCCUGGAUGCCAGCAUACCUUCUGAGAAACCUUUGUGAUCAGCCUCAGAUCAGCACUAGCCUGACCUGGAUCUACUAAACCUUCCCUUAUUGCUUUCGUAUCAGACUGGGAGCCAAAACAGGCAAUCUGUUGGCUUUUGGACAAGAAUUAACCAACCUUUGCACUCAGUAACACUCCAAGCUCAUAGGGAGAUCUGCCAUCCGGGUUACUCAUGGCAUUCUGAGUGAAUGCAUCCUGCAAGUCAGGUUAGGAAAUAGCCAUGUUUUGUUUAUGUUCUGUGUUCUGGCCUCCUUAUCUCCAGUCAAUCCCAACCUAUUCGAAACGUAACCACCGCAUUCAAUACCUGUUACUAUUCAUACAUUGACUUUUCGUUCCACAAGGUAAUGCUUUUUUUAAAAAAAAUCCCUUGUCUGCUUCUUCAAUUCCUCUCUGACCUUGACCAUCUAUCUGAGUAACCCUUA
Messenger RNA from Hemiscyllium ocellatum (epaulette shark), 2385 nucleotides. Its product is annotated as solute carrier family 2, facilitated glucose transporter member 11-like. Gene Ontology annotation, cellular component: membrane. The record is from RefSeq and is a predicted model, not a curated record. Gene Ontology annotation, molecular function: hexose transmembrane transporter activity. NCBI's taxonomy places the organism in Eukaryota, Metazoa, Chordata, Chondrichthyes, Orectolobiformes, Hemiscylliidae. Gene Ontology annotation, biological process: monosaccharide transmembrane transport. Bases 9 to 1481 code for a protein of 490 amino acids. The transcript has 12 exons.